GCAAGGUCCCUUCUAAUCGGCCAGGGGACGACGGCUUGUUCCCAUAGAUACAUCCCAACAGUUGAGCUCCCAUGAUACCCAGUCUACAUAGAGUAGGGAACUACUUAGACUCGCUGGGCUUUUUACCAUCACCUGCGGUUUAUAGCGGUGCACACGCUGUAGCGGUUACUCCACACACUCCUGUGCAGAGGAGCGGGAAUUCUGCAGACAGCUGACAUUUGUAACGCAGGGAAACGUCAGCACUUUUAUAUGCUCCAUCAUACUUUUAAUCAGCAACUUUCUUAAGUGCAGAAAGCAGUUUUUUCCUCCUCUGGAUUUUUCUCUGUCCAGUCUGCUGGUUGAAGAUUUGCCUCCAUUACCCAUUUUUACUCAACCCAGAACAUUUGACGAGAAUGGAACAGCUCUAAUGACGUUAUAAUGGCCCGUACCUCUGAACCGUGAGUUUGUUGUAACGUGUUUUUUCUCUCCGCCCGCUUUUACGCACAAAGAUGAGUUCGGAGAGGCCAAACUUUCUCUCUCAACCCGUGGUGAAGAACGUUUUCAUGUUUCGAAACGGCGAUCCAUACUACGAUGCUCGGCGGAUAGUGAUAAACCAAAAGAGGGUGUGCAACUUUGAAACCUUGCUAAGAGAGGUGACGGGCGGCAUACAAGCCCCGUUUGGAGCCGUGAGAAACAUUUACACACCGAGAGGAGGUCAUAAAGUUGACUGCUUGGAGAGCCUGAGGAGCGGGGAGCAGUACGUCGCUGCUGGGAGGGAAAAAUUCAAAAAGCUAGAUUAUCUACAGAUUGGCUCCAGGAAGAAGAAAAUGAUGCAGACCGUUCCAAUGCAGAUUAAACCAUUUCCACCAAAUAGAUUCAUUGUGUCAGCUCGAUUCCUGAAACCCAUCAAGGAGCCAUGCACCAUAUUUGUGGUGGCAAAUGGUGAUAUAUUGAACUCCGCAGUGAGGCUGUUGGUCCACCAGAGGAUACUGGGCCAGUUUGACAAGAUACUAGAAAUGAUUACAGAGAAGAUGGGUUUAAGAGUCCUCGGGGGAGUUAGAAGUCUCUUUACCUAUGAAGGCCAACAGGUGACUGAGGGGAAUCAGCUGGAGAGUGGUCAGCUUUAUGUGGCUGUGGGAAGAGAAAAGUUUAAGAAGCUUCCUUACAGUGAUCUGCUCUUCACCAAACCCAGAGGGACAAGGCGAGUCAGAGGAAUGAAAUCUUAUUCUUUGCCGCCCAUCUACAGGUUCUCAAAACAGAGUGAAAAUGGUAAGUCAAUGGUCCAGAGCAGUGACAGUGGAGAUGGAGAGUCUCCUAAGGCCUCGCCUCCAAGCCACAACAAGGAACACCUGUCCUCCAUUGUAAGAGAGAUUUCUCAGGCCAGACUGCUCUCCUUAAAGAAGAUUAAGAGCAGACAGAGCUUGACUCCUGGUGCAUCUGACAAUGAUGAACUGGAACAGAAGUUUGAUGAAGGAAAUGCUGAUUGCCAAACACUACAAGACAAUGGAGCUGAAGCGAAACUUGAUGCUACUGAUACAAAUGAAACAGAGGAGAAUGUUGAAAAGCCAGAAGAAAAAGAGGAGGUUGCCACUGAAAAUGGCAGAGAAGAAGGUGAUUUACCUAGCAGUGAAAACAAGAUGAAUAACCAGGAGACAAACGGUGAAAAAGAGGGGGGAGGUGGAGGAAAAACAGAAAUCGAUGGACAAAAAGAUGGAAAAGGAGAAGACAUAGCAGAAAAUGAGAAGAAAGUGGAGGAAAAGAAGGAGGAUCCAGAAAAGAAUAAGAAGGUGUUUAAUGGUGAAGAGUAUGGAUCUAGCAGUGAUAAGGCUCUAGACAGUAAGGAGACUGAGGAUGGAAACAAUAUGUCUUCUCAAGGUGAAAGGAGGAAAAUUGUGGAAGAUGAGAAGGAAGAUAAAGACCACACUGAGGUAGAAAAAAGCACUACGGAUCACACUAAUGAUGUAGACACAGUGGAGGAACAGAAAAAGACGGGAAACGGCAACGAUCCAGAGACGACUCAGUCAGAUAACGAGACUAAAGAGAACGAUAGCAGUAGAAGUAGCAGAGGCAACAGUAAUCAAGAAGAGGAUGAGAACGAAACAAAAGAGGGCACUACCAAAGAGUCAGGUGAAGAAGAAGAGAGCAAGGUGAAUGCUGAGGUCAGUGGAGAAGAUAAUGAGGUAGAAGGUGAAGCAGAGCUCAACACAGAUGAGAAAAAAUGAACCAGCAAAGAUGCCGAGUGCACACACAGGGGAAGAUGGUGAUCAAGAGAGGCAAGACGAAAGUGAAAAAUUUAAAGGAUAGGAAAAAACACCAAGUUCUUUAUACUGAAAAUAUGAAAUUACAAAAUCUAUUUGUAUAAUGAAAGUGACAGAUGAAAAUUUAUAGAAUUUUAUAGAAAACAAAGCAAUAUAAAAGCAGUUUUGCAAUGCUGAGCAUGUAACCUAAGUCUUUAAAUGGUUGUCUGCUAAAUGGCGCAACUACAGAAACACCAUAUGGAUCAAAACUUUAUAACUUUCAUGUUUGAAACAGAAUACACAUAUAAAAUCCAUAUAUUCUUAUUUUUGCAUUAAAAUGUUCUUAACUAAUAGGUUGCUUUAUUGUUUCUUUACACACUGUCUGUGAGCACUGUUGUGAGUGACGCAGAGAAAUGAUAAUAUAAUAAUAUCCUUUGAAAUUUUUCGAAAGAAUGGUUAUGCCUCUCAUAGAAACUCAUACAAAUGUAUUUAACGAGACAUAUAUUAUUGUUUGUUUUUGAAUGGUAAGCUAAUUUAUAAAAAAUUCAGAUCUUCUUACUAAAUGAGUGCUUCCAUCUGUAGGGCUAAAGUUGUCACUGAAUGAUUCGGUUAGCAUCAAAGUGAUGUGCAUCAUAUAAAUUUCACAUACCAGAACACUCGUGCAAGAUUUUUGUCCAUUAUAUUUUUAGUCCCCUCUAACAGCAGGAUCAACACAUCACACUAGUCAACAUCUAUUAUAACAAUGAUGUUUCAUCCCUGUAAUGCAGUUCCAGAGACUUACAGAAUUAUUCCCAGUCUACAAGUGCAAGUGGAGGCCCAGAACCUUACUGUUACGCCUAAUGUUGAUUUCUGUCACUGAACCAUAUUUUCAAUGUCUAAUUUUUAAAGGCAGUUUCAUGUCAUAUUAUUUUGUAAUGUUGCUGCUAUGCCAAUGUCCAUCUGCUUCCAGAAAAAUUAAACUGAGGGAAAAAAAGACAGUUUUUUUGUCUUCUGUAACUGAUACUUCAGUGAUGAAAUGCAUUAGUCAAUGGAAUAGUAAAAAUAAAAUCAUUUAAAAAAGUGAUGAUGAUGUAUGAUAUUGGAAAUUAAUUUCACAGCAGGCGUAAAGCUUUUUUAAAAAGUUCACUGAGUUUACUACACUCUCCAUUCCACAAGAGUUGAGAUGUACGUGUAAAAUGUAAAUACAAGAGAUUUAAACGUUUUAAUGUCCCAUAAGCCCGUUUUUCAUUCACUUUAGAACAUAGAAUGAUAUCAAAUAUUUAAACUGAGAAAACUAUUUUGCAAAAGAAGAAGAAGAAAAAAAAAGGUCAGGAUUCCAACUGCUCAGUAGUUUUCAGUCCUACUUUCCUCACUUUUCUUUUCAUGAUGUGCCAAAUGUUUAGCACCUGGACUUUUCUAUUAGAAGGCCUUGUUGUAGUAGAUGCAGUAUGCAGUUUAGUGUCUUAUACAAUCUGAAAAAGAUUCCAUCUGCAUAGAAGCAUGGGCACUAAUGCACCUCCACACCAUCAGUGAUAAAGGCUUUGUAACUAAGUAUCGGUAACAACCUGGAUGGUCCCUCUCCUCUAUACUCUGGAGGAUGUGAUGUCCAUGCUUUUCAAAAAGAAUCUCAAAUUUCAAUUCUUUUCAUGGUGGAACAGCUUUCCACUUUGACUCAGUGUAUUUGGAUCAUGUUCACAGAUGUAGAUUUUUCUGUGGAUCACCAACACGUUCUGGAAGUUUUCCUGAGCCCAUGCAGAAUCCAUCCUGUUUUUAAUGCAGUGCUGCCUGAGGUCUCAAAUAUCACAUUCCUGUCCCUUCCGCACAGAGAUUUCGCCAGACUCUGUGUAGUAGAUGUGAUAUUUAAAGUCUUUGCAAUUUUACAUUCAGGGACAUUAUUCAGAUUUUUUUUACAAAUUGGACAAUUUGUCACUGCCUCUGUAAAAUGCUCAGUCAUUUUACUGACCUGUUGCCAGUUAACCUACUUAGUUGCAAAAUGUUCCUCCUGCUGUUUCUUUUUCAGUAGCAUUUAUAUUUCCAACCCCAUCACAACUUUUUGAGAUGUGUUGCUGCCAAAGUCAAAAUACAAUUUUUCCUGAAAUAGUAAAACAACUAUGUUUUCUUUUCUCUUUGGUGAAUAAAAUAUCGGUUUAUGAGAUUUUCAAAUCAUCAGAUUCUGUUUUUAUUUACAGCGUCCCAACUUUGCAUUAGAUCUAGCUCUUCAGUCUGUCUUAGUGAAACUGCACUUUGGUCUUUAGCUGCUUUCAUCCUGACAGGAAGAAAAGUGAUAUAUUUUUGGAGAGCCACUCUUCUCACUCUCAUUCAGUGAUUUUAAUUUGUCAUUUUUUUUCCUGAAACAAAGUUCCAUAAAUCCACUAUAAACCACCAGCUGCAGGCAGGAAAUAUGAACUCUGAUCUAAUUCAGUAUGUAUGAUGGCCCCACUGCCCGCUCAUCCCUGCAGCUGUUCAAAUUGGGAUUCAUGCAGUCGAUGUGUUUGUGAGUCACCAUCCCAAGAGAGAUAAGGAACCUGGCUGAGAGGGAGGAGGAAGAACGAGAGAGCAAAGAGCAGGAGACGCAGAAAGCAAAGGAGGUGGGGGCAGGAGUGUGUGAGUCAUAAGGCCUGCCUGGUUGAGGUGAUGAUCCUCAAGAUGCUAUUUCUGGCGUCACCAUUAAUUCUGUGUUAUCUCCUCCACCAGCUACUCUGUUUUCUGAGUGUGUAUGCAUGUGGGCGUGUUCAGUAAGGCCCUAAAUAACACACCCUCCAGACUGAUUGCAAGGGGGGCUUCUACAAUGUAAAAAUGAACAUUAUUAACAUAUUGUUUGAAUUAAUUUAAAUCUAUAAUUAUUUAAACAUUGGUUUGAAUCAAUAAUCAUAAAUUACAAUUUUUUCUUGAUUAAGAAAAAAGGGAAGGCACCAGAUUUUAAAGAACACAAAGUCCUGCUUAGCUAGUAUUGUACAGUAUAUUUAAAUAACCCUGCAGGGAAUUUAGGAAGUAAAAGUGUCAGUUGUUUGGCAACUGUGAGAUAUUAAAGGAAAACAGCAGGGAAGAUUAAAGAUUAAAAUAAGAUCAAAAACAUUUGACCCUUGUGACAACAGUGAAGUAUUUUUUAUUUCUGUAGGGAGACAUAAACUAAGCCACUUUAUACUCCCACUUUAUACCACUUUAUACCUCUCACUUCUGUUGGGAGGUAUAAAGUUUUAUCAACAGUUAAGCCACCAGGCUGUCAGUUUACUGCACAGUGUGCUGCAAUACAGUUUUCACACAUUUCUGAUCCACCGAUAUGUCAGUUUUAUUGUGCUGUUCGAAAAAUAGACAUACUGCAUGUAGACACUGAUUUAUAUGUGUUCUUUAUCCGAUCUGUUCGCAAAUAAGGGUAGCAUCGUUUUUUAUUUAGUGGGAUGAUCCACUGUUACAUCAGGAAAGACUUCAAGUUAGAUGUAUAGCAGAAAAAAAAUAUCCAUUAUGGAUUAGAGUUUGUAAUGCAGCAGGAAACAGCAUAACAUUACAAACCAGCACUGCCUGUUAAAGUCCUGGCCGCACUAGAAGGUUUGUCCAUAAUGGCUUGUUUAACAGCUUGGCUUUUCUUCAUGACCCGCAGCUCAGUGGCUGUGUAUCUUGAAAAUGAAAUGCCUUGCUUAUUACUAGGUUGUUUUGUUUUGUUUUUGUAGUUACAGCUAUGCUUCUGUGUUGCAUCUGAGAGUAAAUGUGUUAAAAUGACACCAGGACUUUUUAAAUAAUAGUAGAAAGAAGAUUGGAGGUAAUUAGAAUAAUAUUGAAAAGGUCAACUUACAUUGACAAUAGUAGUCAGCAUAGCAAAUCAACAUCUUAUACAGUAAAUAUACAAGCUGUGCUGCAAGAAUUUGAUGAUGAGAUAUGGUUUAAAAAAAAAACUGAAGCUUGUAUCUUGGACAGUAGAAUUGUUCUAA
This is a messenger RNA of Haplochromis burtoni (Burton's mouthbrooder), 6121 nucleotides long. RefSeq names its product doublecortin domain-containing protein 2. Gene Ontology annotation, cellular component: microtubule; microtubule organizing center; kinocilium. Gene Ontology annotation, biological process: regulation of cilium assembly; cilium assembly; neuron migration. The transcript is spliced from 9 exons. Lineage: Eukaryota; Metazoa; Chordata; Actinopteri; Cichliformes; Cichlidae. The coding region runs from base 489 to 2201 and encodes 570 amino acids. The record is from RefSeq and is a predicted model, not a curated record.